Loxodonta africana (African savanna elephant) is the source of this 8572-nucleotide messenger RNA. Its product is annotated as intraflagellar transport protein 70A. Gene Ontology annotation, cellular component: axonemal microtubule; intraciliary transport particle B. NCBI's taxonomy places the organism in Eukaryota, Metazoa, Chordata, Mammalia, Proboscidea, Elephantidae. Gene Ontology annotation, molecular function: protein binding; intraciliary transport particle B binding. The transcript has a single exon. The record is from RefSeq and is a predicted model, not a curated record. Bases 453 to 2453 code for a protein of 666 amino acids. Gene Ontology annotation, biological process: intraciliary transport.
AAGAUGGCGCAAGGGACACAGCCAGCAACCGUCAGCUGUAACAAGGCGCCCAAACCAAUCCACUGCCGUCGAGUAGACGCCAACAAGCCUGUGAAGACGACAUAUCCCGGAGGCCUUGGGUCGGUCCCACAGAAACUACGCUUCCCAGCAUGCAAUGUGGCCAGUUACGGGCAGUGGCGCGAUUAGAGAGAUGCAUGCCGGGAUUAGAGUUUCCAUCUCUAAAUAGCUGCAGGAGCUCCGUCUCCUCCCGCUCCGUGACUCACACCUCGGCGCAAUCUAUAAUUGUAGGGAAAGUAAGCCAGUAAUUGAGAGACACACGUCACUGAGUCUUUUCUACUCCUAGCCGGAUCCUUACGCGGCAAACUUACUUCCGGAGCAAAUAUUUUCUCAGUCUUCCGUUUCCGGUCGACUUGUUGCUGUGGUAACCAAGGUACACAACAGUCCUGGCCGUUAUGGAGGGAGUGAGCAGUGGACAGAUCCCCGAUGGGGAGUUCACCGCGACCGUGUACCGGCUCAUCCGCGAUUCCCGCUACGCCGAAGCAGUGCAGCUGCUGGGCAGGGAGAUUCAGCGGAGUUCGAGGAGCCGCGCCGGCCUGUCCCUGCUGGGCUACUGCUACUACCGCCUGCAGGAGUUCGCGCUGGCGGCCGAGUGCUACGAGCAGCUAGGCCAGCUGCAUCCGGAGCUGGAGCAGUACCGCCUCUAUCAGGCCCAGGCCCUGUACAAGGCCUGCCUUUACCCAGAGGCUACCCGGGUCGCCUUCCUCCUCCUGGACAACCCAGCCUACCACAAUCGGGUCCUCCGCCUUCAAGCGGCGAUAAAGUACAGCGAGGGCGAUCUGCCCGGGGCAAGGAGCCUGGUGGAACAGCUACUGAGUGGGGAAGGAGGGGAUGACAGUGGGGGCGAGAGUGAGCCUGAUGGCCAGGUCAACCUGGGUUGUUUGCUCUACAAGGAGGGGCAGUAUGAAGCCGCGUGUUCCAAGUUCUCUGCGGCCCUGCAGGCCUCGGGUUACCGGCCUGACCUUUCCUACAACUUGGCUUUGGCUUAUUACAGCAGCAGGCAGUAUGCUUCAGCUCUGAAGCAUAUCGCCGACAUUAUCGAGCAUGGCAUCCGCCAGCACCCGGAGCUAGGUGUGGGCAUGACCACGGAGGGCAUUGAUGUUCGCAGCGUUGGCAACACCUUAGUCCUUCACCAGACUGCUCUGGUGGAAGCCUUCAACCUCAAGGCAGCUAUAGAAUACCAGCUGAGAAACUAUGAGGUGGCCCAGGAAACCCUCACUGACAUGCCACCAAGGGCAGAGGAGGAGUUAGACCCUGUGACCUUACACAACCAAGCACUGAUACACAUGGAUGGCAGACCUACCGAAGGAUUUGAAAAGCUACAGUUCUUGCUCCAGCAGAACCCCUUCCCCCCAGAGACUUUUGGCAACCUGUUACUGCUUUACUGUAAGUAUGAAUAUUUUGACUUGGCAGCAGAUGUCCUGGCAGAAAAUGCCCAUUUGACUUACAGGUUCCUCACACCCUAUCUCUAUGACUUCUUGGAUGCCAUGAUCACUUGCCAGACAGCUCCAGAAGAGGCUUUCAUUAAGCUUGAUGGAUUAGCUGGGAUGCUGACUGAGCAUCUCCGGAGACUCACCAAACAAGUACAGGAAGCAAGACACAAUAGAGACGAUGAAACUGUCAAAAAGGCAGUUAAUGAGUACGAUGAAACCCUUGAGAAGUAUAUUCCUGUGUUGAUGGCCCAGGCAAAAAUCUACUGGAACCUUGAAAAUUACCCAAUGGUGGAAAAGAUCUUCCGCAAAUCUGUGGAAUUCUGUAAUGACCAUGAUGUGUGGAAAUUGAAUGUGGCUCAUGUUCUGUUCAUGCAGGAAAACAAAUACAAAGAAGCAAUUGGUUUUUAUGAGCCCAUCGUCAAGAAGCAUUAUGAUAACAUCCUGAAUGUCAGUGCUAUUGUAUUAGCUAACCUCUGCGUUUCAUAUAUUAUGACAAGUCAAAAUGAAGAAGCUGAGGAGUUGAUGAGGAAGAUUGAAAAGGAGGAAGAGCAGCUCUCCUACGAAGACCCAGAAAAGAAAGUCUACCAUCUGUGCAUUGUCAACUUGGUGAUAGGAACACUUUAUUGUGCCAAAGGAAAUUAUGACUUUGGUAUUUCCCGAGUUAUCAAAAGCUUGGAACCUUAUAAUAAAAAACUGGGAACCGAUACUUGGUAUUAUGCCAAAAGAUGCUUCCUGUCUUUAUUAGAAAAUAUGUCAAAACAUAUGAUUGUUCUUCGUGACAGUGUUAUUCAAGAAUGUGUCCAGUUUCUAGAGCACUGUGAACUUUAUGGCAGAAACAUACCUGCAGUUAUUGAACAACCCCUGGAAGAAAAAAGAAUGCAUAUUGGAAAGAAUACAGUCACGUAUGAAUCCAGACAGUUAAAAGCUUUAAUAUAUGAGAUUAUAGGAUGGAAUACAUCAUAAUGACUGAUAAUAGCUUUUAUCCUAAUGGCAUUAUCAAUAUUUGACAUUCUUAUUUAUCAGUAUUUAUUGUUUCAUCUUUAUGUGUUACAGAUUGAACUCUGUACACUUGUACAUUGUAAUAAAAAUAAGUACGUUAAGACUUGUUUUGAGAACCUCACAAAAUGAAAUAUAAGGAGAACUUGAACCCUAGAAGAAUUUAUGAAAAAAAACUUUUAAACUGAUGGGGGAAGUUAUUUCUAAUAGAAUUUGCAAGCCUGUGGCCCUUCUUUGUUAUCUUUUGUGAUUUACUGUGCCUUGAGGUGCCCCGGUAUGACAAGAUUGCAUCAUUUAUGGACUAGGCAUCAUUCAAGUACAGAAUGAAGUAGUGUAUAGAACUUCUGGGCAUUAAUAAUCAUUUCAGAGAUUGUAUUAUUCUCACACCACCUUAACUAUAUUUAUAGUUCAUACAUUUUGCAUAGAAUUUAGGAUGUUCCAAUACAUAUGUAGUCUUACAGCCUAACAAAAUUAUGGUGCUGUGGUAUAGAUACAAGGAACAAUUAACAAGCAAAUUUCUGUGGUUUUCUUUUGCUCCAUUUGUUAAUAUAUGAAUAAGAUAUGCUCUUACUGUUUUUCAUAAGUGUGCUUUCAUUGAUCUUUAACAGUGAUUAGUAGCAGAAGUAUCCUUAGAACUCAAUUCUAAAAUCCUACCCUUGUGUUGCAACUUAGAACAUGUUAACAUUGGGGCUUCCAGUUGUAGCCUCGUGGGUAAGGAAGAAUAUUCUAUGCUAUUCCCAUUACCCCAUCAAACUCCUCUCCUGUGCACAUCACAGAUAAAUCAAUCAGUGGGUUGUAAAACCUUAUGUGAUAGGUUCAUAAUGCCAUUUUCACAUCAACAACCUUACUAGUCAUUUCUGGGGGGUUCUUAAUGGGAACCUCACUCAUUCUGCACAGGAAUUGUAUUUUCUGAACCCCGUAAAUGCUUUGUUUUCCCAUGCCUCACCCACCAAUUUGCUCUUCAUAAAUGUAACUGUCAACCCCCACUUGACUUAUUAAAAAAAUUAAAAGUAUUAAAUUGAUUCAUAUGAGAUUGCUGAUUUUGAAUGUUUUUGACUUAUAAAAACAGCGAUUUUUUAUUACUCAACCUAAUAGCUUGCCACUGAAAGGUAUGGAUUCCUGCCAUGAUUUUUUUUUUCUUCAAGUAAGGCUACUUAGCCACAUAGGUACCCAGAUGAAGCACACUCAGGAUAACUGCUCUGUAGCAGGACCUAUUUGGUGCUGAAAUUCUGUCAAAUCUAUGGAAGACUUUGUCUCGUUGUGAAGUCUAAUGUACGGUCUUUAAUUUAUGGCACUUAAUCUAAAUGAUCUGAGCUGCUUCCAUUUACCCAGUUGGUGGUGGUGAUCUCAUAUCUGAAGGAAAUCUGAAAAGAAUUUUAUUGUGAAUUAUACUGUAUAUUUGAGACACUUUUCCAUUUUCUGAAAAAGUAGGAAACACACUGGGUCAGGUCACAGACUCCUUUGCAAUUGUAGCCUGUUCCUUAUAUUCUUUAAGUUACAAAUUAACUUCCAGAACCCAAAAAGAAAAUUUUUUUUUGCAGUCUUCUGUUUCUGUUGGUUUAUUGCAGUAGUAAUGAGGACGCACAACAAUCCUGGCAGUUAUGGUGGGACUGAGCAGUGCUCAGAGCUGGGAUGAGGAGUUCAGGCCCAUCCUGGAUUCCCGCUAUGCCUAGGCAGUGUAGUUGUGGCUGAAAAUGGCUUUUAUCAUAAUGGAUCUGUUAUCUAUAUUUGGCAUUCUUUUUCAUUUGCAUUUAUCCUUGGCAUCUUUACAUUUGUUGCACGUUGAACUUUGUACACGUUAAAAGUAUAACAAAUAAUGUUUGAAGAACUUUGCUAUUAAAAGGGGUGUAUAGAGUGUGCAGUGUAAACCCAGUCACUUCCAUGUUAUUUCUUGUCACUGUCUGUCACCAGGUCUUUCCUUGUAGCAACAACUUAGAGAGACAUCUUUGUAUAAGAAAAAAAAAAAGUAACCCUAAAUUGCACUUGAUGCUUGAGCUUUAGACUGUUGAAGAGAGUGUGGCAUGAGCCAAUGGACUGUUGGAGUGGGUGUGUUUCAUUCUUCAGAUGACUGAUAUGUCAGUGAUUCCUAGGCUGUGGCUGGACCAUCUCAAUCAGCAAAUAAACACGGUUCUAUAUUGCCAUCUCAGGAUAGACCGUGCUGUCUAAUAGUCUAGUUUUUACCUUGACUGUAUGCCUGCACACCAUUCUUUAGGCCUUUAACUAUCUGAAUCUCAACAAACUCAAAUUUGGGUCUUGGCGUAGGCCCAUUUAGUAGUACAGAUACUAGAUGGGUGAGAAUUUUUUUCUUGUAUUUUUAGAUUGUUAGGUCCGUGACUUAAUUUUUCUUCCAAAAGUUAGUUGGCUGGUUGAUUGAUUCUUAAGUUUUAAGAUCGAUAUUUCCCUUCAUUUUCCGUUUUUUAUUUUCCAGAAUUGAUUGUGACUUUUUAUAAGUAGUGACAAAUAUUAAGAGGAGAAGCUUUUUAAUGUUCUCAAUGUAGGGGAAAUAAGCCCUGAACAGAGAAUAAGAAGACUUGAGGCGUGAGUUCCAGGCCUUCCACAAUCUAGUUUCAGGCCUUAAGAAAUCAAUUCACGUCUUGGGGAUUGCACAGUAAUUUGAACUACUAGCUGCUCUCUACAGUUACCUCUGGUUUAACAUCUGAUUCUGUAUAAGCCAUAGAGAAGAACUUUACUUCUUUUCUGACCUUGCUGUAUAAGCAACUCAGUUAGGAAAUAUAUAUUUGUAUUUCAAAUGAAAGUUUUCUUUCUGGUAUUUUGGCUUACAUAAAUGUCCCCUAAGAUAAAUGUUUGUUAUUAUCUUACAGUUGGACACUGUAAAAUAUCAAUUUCUACUAAAAAAUAGAUUUUUGCCUUUUCUACUUGGAGCUUUUACUUAUACAUUUAGCUAUGAAUGUACAAAAGGCAAUCACUAUUCUCUACUAUGGUUGUACAUAAAUGAAUUUGGUAAAUAUUUAGAAAUUAAUUCUCUUAACUUUCACAUUUAGUUCACCUGCUAAAGCACGUAUUUGUUGGGGAAGGGAGGUUUGCUUUUAAUCCUUCCAAAAAAUGCUAUAUCCCCCUUCAGUUCAGGAGCUUUAUUGACAGGCUAUUGUACAAUUUUUUUCCAAUUAUUGUUGGGCUAAUUAGUGCCUCUCCUACUCCUGAGGUAAAGGUCUUCAGCUUCCAGUCUUCCAGAAAUCUGGUAAGAGAAGAAUGGGUGAAGUGAAGAUGAAAUGGAGACUUGGCUAGAUGAUUUUCUUCACAACCCACGUUGGAUCCCCUUCAUGUCCAAAUCUCAGUAGUUAAUCAAAUGCCUGCUGCCGUUAAGAGAACAGAAGUAAUGGAUAACAGAGUGGAAGUAACAGAUGUCACAGCUACUUCUGUAACUGACUCACCAAAUCAAAUCAUCAGUCCUUACACCUUUGUUUUAUUUAAUACAAGGAGGAGAGGUCAUGCAGACUUUCCAAAAGGACGAACAAAGCCAAAUAGAACAGGAAGACAAUCACCAGUUUAUAAAACUCUCUCUUGUGUUUUCUUUUCCUGCCUUCAAAGGGUCUGGUUAACAGAUUGUGCUGUUUACUGUUGCAGAAUGUAUCACAAGAUAAGAAAUGAAAAAUCUGCCCUCCUUACCAUCCUCUUUUUUCUUUCUCUUGUUUAUCUCCUAUUUUCUCCCUUUUGUCAACUAUAUGGACACCUUUCUCUGGUAGCUGGCAGCUGAAACCACAACCAGGUGUAAAAGAUGCAUACCAGCCUUUUAGCAAUAAGUGUCAGGGGAGCUAGCUCUGUGAGAAUCAAGGUGACUCUAGAAAUGUGUGUUUUAAUCAUACAUUUUUGCAAAUCAAGAUAGCAUCUAUCAAUAAAAAGUGACUCUGUAAUGGGUAAGGCCAGAGGAAAAUUUUAAGAGGACUCACCAAAGGCAAUGAAUCUAUAUAAUUUGUCAAACACAGUGCCCUUUAUUUGUAUAUUUAUGUUACCCCAUCCUUUUUUUUUUUAGAUGAUCUGUGACUUCAAUAGAAAAGGAUGAUUGAAAUUUUAAAGAUGUACAAUAUUUUUUAUUACUUAAAAUGUCACGUGACAUUCAGAGUUAAAUAUACUCUUAGUUCUAGAAGACACUUACUUUUCUGUAUCCAUAAUAUUGAAAAGUGGGGCUGAGCAUUAGCCAAAAGGUAAUUAAUUAAUUAACCAUAGGCAAUGGUCUUGCUUUAAUAUUCUCCUGGGUGAGAGGUGUUCGUGCAAGGUGAUUACUUUAUAUUUUAAUCCACUUUUAAUUGAAAUUCCUUUGGUGGUUUAAUUAAAUUAGCUCCUCGGAUUAGGGCCAGGAUUGAUUCACCGCAUACAGAAAUCCCUUUUACAACACCAUAAUGUAUAUGUCUGAGAAAAGAAAUAGCUUCCAUAGGGAAAAGUUAUUAAAAAAUAGAAAGUUAUACGUACAUGUAUACUAUUAAAAAGAUAAACAUUUGUUACUUUAAAUAGGACCUGUCAGUAACUUGAUUGCAAAUAUUACUAGGUGAACAUGUAAACUGAGCCCAGUUCCUUGUUCGAAUGUGAAAUUUGCACAGGUUUGUGAAACAGCACAUUAUUAACAGCAACUGGAUGACUUAGUUCAAAAUAACAUAUGGCUAAGAUUGUACUGCGCCAACAGGACCCUAGCGAAGUGUGGGAGAAAGCAUUCAUUGCUAUUAUUAUUUUGAUUUCAACUCUUUAUUGGAAGAGGCAAAUGCUUAAGACAAAGGACACAUAAUGAAAAGUUCCACCAGCACACACAGCAACUGCUGUAAAAAGCGUAUCCACAGAGAACCCAGAGUGGCUCGUUACUGGCUAGUUAGUUUUUCUAUCUCUGCUGUAUAAGGUCAGACGCUGUUCUGUAAAAACUUAACUUCUUGGUCCCAGUUAUUCCAAUACUCCUUUGUGGAAAGAAGAACAUAUACUUUUGGGAAUAGAUGUUUAUUUCAUCCUUAACUAAGUCAAGAAAUGCUAUAGCAAGAGAUGGUCACACUACCAUUGUGACACAAAAGAAAUCUUCUGGAAUCAGAGCAUGACAGAAACGCAGCUGAAAGAGAUUCUGAUACCAGGCAAUACACACACCCACAAAUGUUAUGGGGUGCCAUUACGUGUAUGUACGUUAGAAAAGAAACAAAUUUUCCUGUCAUUCAUGCAGCAUUUUUAUUUCCAGAUCUUUUUUCCUUGCACUAAUUCAUUACAGUUUAAACUUUUGACAAAGCGCCAAAGAGGUGAACAUAUAAUUUGAUCAGUAUGCUAAAAAUAGUUAUUAACUCGUUUCAGAAACUAAAGAGACCAUUUCUCCAUCAAUGUACAUAAGAUUUAUAAUAAAAUCAUUGGCAAAAGUGUAAAAUUAUUUGGGAGUAAUCACGUGAAAUAUAAAAUGGGAAAUAAUAAAUGCAUUCUUUAUAAAGUUUGUAUAAUUUCUGUAGAUAAGACCUAAGUAGAUUUUUUACAUUACAAAUAGGGCAUUACAAUAAACAUUUGGAACAUAUCUCUAAGUAGGGCCUGAACACUGAGCCCAGGGAUUUUGACUACCUCAUCUCUUGAAUCAUAAAACUGAGGUCCAGAGAGACUAUGACUUGCCCAAGAUCACAAAGUCAAGGACUGUAGUGACAAACUCAGGCUCAGAAUCCAAGGCUUCUAGUUGAAUUCUAUGGGUCUUUCCACUAUACCACAUUCCUUCCUGUAGGUUAUUUUUCCCAAAUUUAUUCUAACUCUAUCAGUGCUAAGCAUUCCUUUCUCCAAAGCUAUGACUUUCACCACUUCCAUUGCUGCUGGCUAUUUAAUUGGUGAUUUAAUAAACUUUUUCCAAAGUACACUUAGUAAGUACAUUCCUGGGCUGGCCUAAAUUACAUUACAGUCUCUAAAAGUAUACUGUAGAGGAUUUCAGCAGGCACCACAUGUUAUCAUCAGGGGCACAGAUUUAGCUGUGGUACAAUCUGGGUUGGGCACAAAGAUUAUUGAUCCAAUUAUUUCAUUACCUCCUUAAAAUAUCACUUUUUUAUGGUCUUUCUAUAAGUUAGUGAUAUUCCUCUUCCCAUUACACUUUCUAGCCAACUAGCCACUGGGUUCUGGGUCAGCCACAG